Lingula anatina is the source of this 1765-nucleotide messenger RNA. RefSeq names its product MFS-type transporter SLC18B1. NCBI's taxonomy places the organism in Eukaryota, Metazoa, Brachiopoda, Lingulata, Lingulida, Lingulidae. Gene Ontology annotation, biological process: transmembrane transport. Gene Ontology annotation, molecular function: transmembrane transporter activity. The record is from RefSeq and is a predicted model, not a curated record.
UAAGACUACUCACUAUAUCUGUGUAAUACUGUAAUAUAUGCUACUGGUAUAUAAACAUAUUUUGUAUGUCUGCUGGUACGUCAACGUGAGCACUGAGUGAUGAAGUAUUAAAGAAAAAAAAUAUUGUCUCCAGUCACGCAGCCAUAUAUAUGGCACUGGGGGGUGCGGAUGGUUAUCUGUGGCUCAAUGCAUUCUACAUGCAUCUGCGCAAUUUUCGGGCACCUGGAAUGAGACCACGAAUUACAAUGAACAAAGACGUCAGACUCAGUGCAUAGUGCAUCUUUUAAGAAAGGCCUGUUGUGAGUGGUUGAGGGUGCAGAUCCUGAUGAGGUGUCGGCUGUCAGUUUGUCACGGAAUUCACGGGUCAAGUUAUUUACUACUGCCUUAAAGUCGCAUCGAGAGAUUAAUUUCAGCGCCAACACCGGGAAAGACGCUUGAUUUCAGCCUUACGUGCCACGCAAACCGAGGCAAGGGGAAACACCAAAUGUCCCCACACACUGGAAGCUAAAUAUAGCCAGGCUAUGACGCGCUGACCAAACCCAUCUACUUUAAGACUCACUUGUUAUGACAGUAGUGACAGUAUGAAUGUAGUGUCCUAUUUAUGACACGACAACGAAGGAUCGGUCGCGUCGCGUUAUCAAAAUAAUUUCAAACCCAGUCAACUUGAGACGCUGACACACAAACUUAGAAUAUACUGCAUGCACGGUUAGUCGCAGACAAAGGAGAAAAACACUGAGCAGUUGUCGUCAAGUAAUCAUACAUAACUUCGUGUAGCGUCUUCCUGGAGAGAAUUUCAGUAAAAUCGAGGCACCAGGAGAAGAAUAUCGGUAUAAACACAACGUCAACCAUGCCGGAGUCGAAAUCGCUGACGACUUUGGACAGGCGACAACGAAUACUGCUAGCUGCAGUUUGUGGAUUGGUGUUUGCGGAGAGUUUAGUGCUGACUAUUGUAGCGCCCCUCCUGCCUAUCACUGCCAGAGAAAAAGGUGUGUCAAAUUUUGAGGUCGGGAUAUUAUUUGGGGUAGCAUGGCUGGCUUCCGCUUUGUCUGGAAUAGUCCAUGGAAAACUGCUAUCCCGGAUAACACCUAAAUCGAUGUCGAUUGCGGGAUGUGUCGUUACAGCGCUGGCAGCCGUUGGAAUAGGGCUGGCAGGGGAGUUUUCACGUGGCCGCGUGGAAUUCCUACCCUCUCUCCUCGUCCUGAGGAUAAUCCAAGGUAGCGGUUUCUCCGCCAUAGCUGUGGCUGUGCAGGCCAUCCUGUCUGCUGAGAUGCCGGAGCAUGGUCUUGGGGUGCAGGCCGCAUAUCAGGGAAGCGUGGCCUUGGGGUUUACACUGUCCCCACCCAUAGCUGGAGGGCUGUACGCAGCUAAUGGUUUCUGGCUGCCGUUCAUUGUGAUGUCUGUGAUACUUGUCAUUAUCCUUAUCAUUGCUGUGAUUCCUUUACGACAUUUAAAAGGUCAAGUUGUGCAGCACAAGUCUGGGCAGUACUUUCCUCUUCUUCUGCAGCCGAGAGCCCUAUUAACAGUUGCACAUUCGUUGGUCAUCGCUGCCGUGUUCAGGUUCUUCGAAGGUUUUAUUCCAGUGCAUAUGCAUGAACAGUUUGGUUGGGGCCCGGCAGAAGUAGCCUGGUUAUUUACUGUCUGCGCUGUAGUUUUCCUCAUCUUUUUGCCCAUUUGGGUAAAACUGAAUUCAGCUAUAAUGGUAAGAUACUUGUAUCGAGUAAUGAUACUACUGUUUAAUUCCUUAGACUUCCAAUUAGACGUCUAA